This is a messenger RNA of Dichomitus squalens LYAD-421 SS1, 699 nucleotides long. RefSeq lists its product as uncharacterized. NCBI's taxonomy places the organism in Eukaryota, Fungi, Basidiomycota, Agaricomycetes, Polyporales, Polyporaceae. Bases 35 to 382 code for a protein of 115 amino acids. The transcript has a single exon. The record is from RefSeq and is a predicted model, not a curated record.
GCUGACUGGGUCCUCACCGGCAUCGUCCUCCAAAAUGACCCUCAAGACAGAGCAAGCCCUCGUGCAGCCCGCAAACGACGCGCGUGGUGCGCGCGGAAUCAUUGCAGCAAAGCAUGUCUUGCGCAGCACAAUGAGCAUUACUGGUGCCGUAUACCUGACUUACGCCCGCCUAUGCUCUCCUUCCUCCUCAUGUGUUACCCCUGCAGCGAGUUCUCUCGUACUAGUCCUGUGCUCGACUAAGUCAAGACAGAACUCGUCCCACAGAGCCCGCUCUGCUGCACGUCGGGGUCGGCUUCUGAGUGUGUACCGCAUUAGCUGGCAGAGACCCGGCUCUGUACGUGCUCACAAGGACACCGGGGUUGUUACUGCUCGCACUCCCUAGCCAGAUGAGUUGCCCCUCUCUCAUUCCCUUGGCGCCUUGCUGUGCGACGCUUAUUGAUACUGCUUCUCUUCGAAAGUGUCGUCUUCAGCGAACAAAGAUUAGCCGUCUCACACUCGAGUAUACGCCUCGAACCUCCUUGGUCAUCUCGCAGCCCAUCCCUCGAGUGUCUACGCUUUGACUUCAGAUUAACUCCGUCUCGACGAACAACAUACAUAGUGAAUUCUGAUGUAGAUAUACGAGAUGUGAUGCCAAACGGAGUCCAUCGGUUCACUGUACGUCUCUACCUAAAGCUUGAACUCAUCCGGGAUGACUUCUUU